AUGCAGCAACCGGGGGGCCGGCGCCAUGGAAGGCGUCUGCUGUUUGAUCGGCGCUAUGGGUGGGUGUAAGUACCUCUUCCUCUUCCGAAGAUGGUGGUCUUUCUGAGGAAACGAGGGGUUCCAAGCGAGUGUUUCUCUGUGUCAUCCGGGGCGCCGACAUUGAAACCUCCGAAACCUUCAGUGUUACUGACUCGAGUUAUGUUUUUCUGUGUGCUGAGGUGCUGUGUUUUUUUUUUGUUUGAUCUUUUGGUCAGGGUCGAUGAAUGGAGGGAACCUUCGGGGGAGGCUUUGGCCGGCGGGAGGGGCAUGUCGGUGCUCUUCUUCCCUUCCCGCAUCUUCCUCAUCUUUAUAAAGUUAUGUCCGAAUGUUUUGAUUGUAGCUAAGUUUCAGGUUCUGUAUCUUGCCUAUCGUUAAAGCCCUGGUUGAGGUUGCUUCACAUUCGGUGAGAACCUUGUUCAGUACCAGUAUCUAUGUCUCUAUUUAUUGGCAUAGAUACUAUUAUUUAUUUAUUUAUUUAUUUAUUUUAACUAGCGAUAUCUGAAUUCAUCUCAAGUUCCUGUCCGUACGAUGACCAUGGUUUGGAUACUGCUGUUGGUCUGCAUUUCAUUGAUGCGUCGGAGAGUUCUUUUGCAACUGUUUCAGCUCUGAGAUCGUCUUUUAUUGACUCAUUUUGACAAUUAUGUGCUAAUUUUGUGGGUUUUGAAGAUGAAUAUUUGCUCUUGUGAGUUUGCAUCAUUUAUAGAAAAAAUACACGAAAGUAGAGUGAAAAUGAAUGGUUAAGUGGCAAGAAAUGAGGAAUCAGUAACGCAUCAGGACAUCCACAGAUGUCAGAUUCCCAUCCUCAUCUUUGUAUGGGUCGUUGGUAAUCUCUAUGUUCCUGAUGAAAUCUAAAUAAUUUCUUGGAUGCCCAUUAAUUUAUUUUCUGGGCACGAAAAAAAAAGAGUCAGGUAAAUAACCUUCUUAUUUUAGUAUAAUUUUUCUGCUCAUUAUCCGAAUAGAAAAAUUAUUUCAGUGGCUGCUCAUUAACCUUCUUUCUCGUGGUUUUGUGGAAUAUGUUCUUAUUUUAUUACUCCUGUAAAAAAAUAAUAUCAUCGAUUUUUUUCCGCUCAUCAAAACCCAAAUAAUUAAGUUUUUCCCUGCAUUUUUGCGAUAUUAUUUUCCUUUUUGGCGAGGUAGAUUCCCCUGUUCUUAGUGACAAGUAUCAUAGGGAGCUUUCGUAGUGAUGUAGAUGGAAGGACCAAGCUGGUGUGGUAGGAGUGAAAGACUGAACUAGGCUCAUCAAGGAGAGUUAGCUCACAGAACCAGAGGUUCAGAGGUUUCAGUGGAUUCUCAAGCGAAAAGAGCCAAAACUUUCUUGUCUUGUGGUUGCAUCACCGAGGUUUGAUGAUCUUGCAGCUCAUGUGGGUCCAUUAAUUUUAAAAAGGCUAGUUAAUAAAUCCAGCUAUUUUUUUUUCUGAUUUUUUUUGGGCCCUUUGUGGAAUGGUGUCUUGUUUCGUUUAUAUUUGGAUCCUCCCCGUUGACCAUGGUUUGUGUUAAUUACAUCAUUUUGGAUUAAUCUCAUCAGCCUCUACAAAAAAAAAAAGAAUUCAGUCAUUUGCCACUGUGAUCUUACGUUUUGGGUUUAUUUUGAUUUGGAUCCUCCCCGUUGACUACAGUCGGUGUUACUCUUUUUAACAGCAGAGCACCCUUUAUCAAUGGAUAAACUUCCCCAAAUGGGUAAUUCUGUCAUUGAUCACUGUUUCCCCCAUAACAUGUUGUCGCAGAGGGAGCAGAGAGAGAGAGAGAGAGAGAGAGAGAGAGAGAGAGAGAGAGAGAGAGAUGGCCACACUUGGGCCGGCCUGUGCUUCAUCAGUGUGAUUCUGAUCAUUCACAUUUCACUCGCUUUGUAGGUUGACUUGGUGGCGGGCUCCGUACUCAAAGCCCUGGAAGAGCGAGGCGCAGUAGUCAAACCCUUGAAGCCCAGUCAACCGUCCGAGGACCCAACGGAGGAGCAUCUUCAGAGGCCGACCAACUUGAUGAUCUCUCAGAGCAUCACCUGGCCGCGAUGACGACUGUGAACUACUCUGCCUUGUUCAUGAUCCGAGCGUGUCUGUGCCCCACAUAGAUUGAUCCGAAGGACCCGAUGCCUUCCUAUUUUCUUCCAUAAUUUUCUUUGGAAAUGAUGAGCGCAGGGUUUCUUCAGUAACAGUCAACGAGAGAGAGAGAGAGAGAGAGAGAGAGAGAGAGAGAGACGGGUAUUUAUGUUUUUCCAAAUAUGAAAUUUUGA
Molecule: messenger RNA, 2266 nt
Organism: Spirodela intermedia
Lineage: Eukaryota; Viridiplantae; Streptophyta; Magnoliopsida; Alismatales; Araceae
Source: the annotation of a GenBank genome assembly